UUCCCCCGGUCUCCGGUCGCCUGCGGCGAGACCCGCGGGAAGGCCUGCGCCUCCAGCCCGCGCGCGGCGGGCCUCCCGAGCUACCAGCCGGCUCCUCCGGGGUCGCAGCGGGAGGGGCGGGCCCUGGAGCCGGGUCGGCCCUAGGCGGGGCUUUCCCGCCGAGUCCGGCUCCCUCCCGCUCCUCUUGCUGCCUUCCUUUAUCCCGCGUCCGCCGUCCGCCGCGGCGCCCGUGCCCGGAUCCGUUCCCUGAGCCGCUGCGGCGGGCGCUGUUUAGGCGUGGCCAGUACGGCUGCGAACGCGGCGGCCAGAGCUCCCUGCCCUCGGGAGCCCGCCCGGUGCACAGAACGGACGCCCUGGCGGGACUCCCCGUGUCGGGAGGCGGGCGAGUGCCGUCGGAAGGAACAGAGGAAGAUAAUCCCCAGUGAUGGCUUCUUUUUGCUGUGUUCCCUGCCCUCUUCCCUUUUCAUGGACUAUUCGGGAAAACGAGGUGUGAGACCACAGCUGGCUCGAUCCUGCUGAUGAACCCCAAGGCCAGGGCAUUGUGUGACGCAUCGGGCCGAACAGCAGCUGCCCUGUGGGGCAUCGGGGGCCCUCUGGCUGGCAUCCCCCGGCCACUCCCAAACUUGUUGUCCGAGCAGAGCCAGAACUGACUCUGGGAGUUUGACGCAAGCAGCAGGGAAGAAUCUGGACCGCGGUGGAAGACUGGAAAGAAAGCUGGGCAAAAAGAUGCGACAGGUAGUGCUGUCACAUGAGAGUCCAGGCCCACCACGCCAGCUGCCUGGGACCCCUGAUGCUGAGCUCCUGCAGGAAAGAGCCCUGCCAGCCCCUCAGCAUCCUGCCUUUCGCAGAGAGGGAAGCCAAGGAGACCAUCCAGGAGCAAAGAGUACACUGAUGAGCUGGGCCCAGGACAGCGGGAAUGCACCGUUUCAGGACUCAGUGACGUUUGAGGACGUGGCCGUGCGCUUCAGUAGCGGAGAGUGGCAGUGUCUGACCCGCGCUCAGCGGCACCUCUAUGCAGACGUCAUGUUGGAGAACUACUGGAACGUGAUCUCGGUCGGCUUUGCGGUCCCUAAGCCUCCUCUGAUCUCCCAUCUGGAGCAAGGGGCCGAGCCCUGCGUUCAGGAUCUGCAGGACGGGGGGUUCCUGAGCUGCUCCUUCCCAGUAUCAGUGGACAGGACCUGGCUGGGGACUGAGAAGGCAAGUUCAGAACAGGAGGUGUUUGAGAGCGGGCAAGUCUGCUGGGUCCAAGUCAAAAGUCUCCUGAAAGCCCUGUCCCAGGACCCUGAGGUUGGAGGAGCUCAUGUCGAGGAUGUCAAGGUAGAGAAUCCACAGGACACGCCCGGGAUGGAGACCCUGGGCGGGGAGCAGGUGACCUGCAAUGAAGGAAAGGCCCGAAAGGUCCUCAGAAAAAACUUCAAUCCAGACUCGGAGCGUAUUCCGUAUAAUGGAGUCCUUACAGAACGGAAACCCCACCCGUGUGCCGAAUGUGGCAAGAGCUUCAGUUGGCACGCGGACCUACUUCUCCACGAGCGCGUCCAUUCUGGCAAGCAGCCCCAUGCGUGCCACGAGUGCGGGAAAGCGUUCAAGACCAGAAGCCAGCUUUCGGUGCACCAGAUCACCCACACAGGGGAGAAGCCCUUCCGCUGCGCCCCGUGUGGGAAGGCCUUCGGCAGCCCAUCCGCACUCUGCCGCCACAGGAAAGCGCACAGUGGGGAGAAGCCUCACGGGUGCAGCGCGUGCGGAAAGACCUUCGAGAGCAGGAGCCGCCUCCGUCUGCACCGGCUGGUCCACAGCGGGGAGAAGCCCCACGAGUGUGCUGUCUGCGGGAAGGCCUUCCAGUUCAAGCACUGCCUCACCCUCCACAGCCGGACGCACACCGGGGAGCGGCCCUACGCGUGCGCGGAGUGCGGGAGGGCCUUCAGCGGGAGUUCGGACCUCAGCAAACACGCGAGAAUCCACACCGGGGAGCGGCCGUACGCGUGCGGCGCGUGCGGGAGGGCCUUCAGCCGGAGCUCGGACCUCAGCAAGCACAUGAGGACGCACACGCGGGAGCGAGGCGGCGGCUGCCCUCAGUGUGGCCAAGCCUUCGGCAGCCAGGCGGAGCUCACCCGGCACAGGAGGACCCACGCUCCGGAGAAGCCCUACCCGUGUAGGGAGUGCGGGCGCGCCUUCCGGCACAACUGCAGGCGCCGGGCUCAUGAACGCGCGCACAGCGGGGAGAAGCCAUUCCCGUGCGCGCACUGCGGGAAGACCUUCCAGGACCGGCACUGCCUCACCGUCCACCAGCGGGUGCACACCGGAGAGAAGCCGUUCGCCUGCUCCCAGUGUGGGAGAGCCUUCCGCGGGAAGUCCAACCUGACCAACCACCAGAGAAUCCACACCGGGGAGAAACCGUACGCGUGCGCGGCGUGCGGGAAGGCCUUUCACCACAGCUCCGUCCUGACGCAGCACAGACGGAUCCACAGCGGGGAGAAGCCCUACCCCUGCAGCGAGUGCGGCACGUGUUUCCGCCAGCGCUCGGCUCUCGUCGGGCACCAGCGGGUUCACACGGGGGAGAAGCCCUAUGAGUGUGAGCAGUGUGGAAAAGCUUUCAGAGUGAGCGCAAACCUCACAGGACAUAAGAAAAGAAGGCACAGCGGAGGGGGAGCCCACACACUUGAUGAGAGCGGGAAGGCCCUCUCCCCAGGACCCGUCCGACCUUCCCAGUAGUCGGUGUCUGACCGGCCACCCCUGGGGAGGCCCUUCUGUGUUUGCACUUUCCCGUUUCUCCUUCUGCUCUGGAGCCUGGUUCUUCCCGGCUUGCUGGCCCCCCGCACCGAGCGCCCCAGAGCCUGACCUUCCACUGCAGUGUUGUAGCGAGCACGUUCACUUCCACUCAGGAAUAAUAAUAUCAAAUACUUCUAGUGCCUGCCGCAUGCCGGCCACUCUUCUAACGACUUCGUUGUUUUAAUUCAUUUAAUCCAUAAAACGUCCCUACAGGAUGAGGACAUUAAGGCAUAAAAAGAUGAAACCUGCUGAGGAUCACUUAGCUAGUAAGUUCUGCAGAAAUGCCCCCAGAGGCUCGGGCCUGCACCUUUCCCAUAGCCUGCAACACAUCCCUUAGAUGGGAGGCUACAACUCAGUUCAGCACCGAGCAUGUUUUGGUUGAUAAAAUACUGAUCCUGUUUAGCAAGGUUUUUGUUUUGUUUUAACUUAAAGACUGAAUGGAACUUUUCCAUGUGGGAUCGGGAUUUCUGAGAUGGGGAUGAAAAAGGAAGGCAGGGGGCGCCCGGGUGGCUCAGUCGUUAAGCGUCUGCCCUCGGCUCAGGUCAUGAUCCCGGGGUCCUGGGAUCGAGCCCCGCAUCGGGCUCCCUGCUCCGUGGGAAGCCUGCUUCUCCCUCUCCCACCCACCCCUGCUUGUGUUCCCUCUCUCGCUGUGUCUCUCUCUGUCAAAUAAAUAAAUAAAAUCUUAAAAAAAAAAAAAAAAAAAAGGCAGGUCAGGGGCAGAUUCGGAAAUUAGAGAUAAGUGGGAUUCAGCUACAUGCUGCUCCAGUAACAGUUUACAUUCAGGAAGAGCAUGAAGCCCAUCUCUCUUUGUUACAAACACAUGAAAACAUCAUUGUGUUGAUUUCUUAAAUACUUGAUAUAUUUAUUUGUAUGAGGUAUGAGAUGCUGCUUUCAAAUGUAUUAGAAAUUUGCCUCUAUCUUUUCAAGUCUUUCAGUAUCUCUUAACAUAUACCCUUUCUCUUUCAGAUGUUACAAGUACUUUUUAUAGAUAGAAUUAAAAUAAAUACCCACAGUCAACAAAGCUGCUAACUAGAGAUUGAAAAUCCUAGGGGCGCCUGGGUGGCUCAGUUGGUUAAGUGUCAGACUCUUGAUUUCAGCUCAGAGCAUGAUCUCAGGAUCCUGAGAUUGAGCUCCCCGCUUAGUGGAGAGUCUGCUGGAGAUUCUCUCUCUCCCUCCUCUCCCUCCCCCCCAACUCUAAAAAAAAAAAAAAAUUUUUAAUCCUAGAAGAAGAUGCAAAUGUGUCAACCUAAUUAACAUAAUGACCAUAAUUGAGAAUUAAAUUUAGUUCUAAGUUCCUUGGUUGGUAAAAAAAAAAAAAAAGAGAGAUGAGCAAUGGAUUAUCCAACAUUCUCAAAGGUGUUUUACAAGUUAAGGCUUUUAAAAUAAUGACUUUAGGAAAUGUUAGCUAGGUGGGUUUUUUUAAAUUCCCUUACAGACUGUAUAAUAUGCUAAUCUAAAUCUUAAAGGAGCAAUAAAGCAUUGCUUUCCAAAAUAAUUGCCAACACAAUCCUGUUUGAAGCCUCUUCAUGGGCUCUUGUUUCAGAAAAAAAAAACCUUUUGGGAAAUGGUUAUCCAUUAUCUAAUACAGAAAAACAAGGUGUUCAAGAGAUGCGAUUUUCUAGUAAAAUUCCAGAGGGGAUUACAGGUCUCUUAUUUUUAAACAAGAGUGGACUGAAACAUUGUUCCUUAGGUUCAGUUUCUACAGGAAACUUUGUAUUCUUUAUGUGGCCGUUUCUCACACUGUUUGUGAAAGCCAAGAUGAAAACGUUGAAGACAUAACUCAAUGGAAUUGCCUCUGUGGAGGACGAAAUUAUGGAUAUGUGGCUUUCCGGUGAGGAAAAAAAAUGACAUAAGGACAGAGUUCAGGAUACGUCUGGAGAAUUGGCAGUGGUUUUCCAGUUAUUUUUAAGGAUGAGAACCCCUUGUUUGGUGGUCAACAAAUUUCAGCAACAUGCUCUCUCCCACCCAUGCACACACAGCAAUAGUUGUACUUUAAUGCUCGACAAAAUAUUGUCAUGCUGUCCUAGAAAAUCUGAGGUUUUAUAUUUCACAACAGCAUGUGUAAGCUUUUAGAAAAUAUAUGUACAUGUUCAGAACGUCUGUUUCACCCACAGACUAUGGUGUGCUUUCGGACUUUAGACUCAGAGUCAUCCCAGCUUGAGAAUGCAGCAAGAUGGCAGUUCCAGUUUAAAUUCUGGACCAUCCUUAAGUGUGGAUGUGUUGUGUUGUUGACUGGAGAGCUUACAUCUUCAGACACCAGUUAACUGGAGGGGGUAGCAGGCCCGACACUCUGUUGUGAAACUUUAAAGGCCUCUGUAUGGAGCCCAAAUACGAGCCUUCUAGACACCACCCUCCCCUGUCCAUCUUCCCCACGACUACUGUCUUCCUAGAACUCCGCUGUGAUCCAGACACCUGGUCUAAAGGCUGCCAACGGACUCUCAGUCCUGCAGUGAGAAACCCCAGAGGACUAGCUUGACCUCCAGGAAUUUUCGGAUGUUUCCUGAACAUCUAAAAUGAGUGUUGUGCGAUAGAGAACAGACUGAGGGUUGAUGGAGGGAGGGGGUAAGGGAUGGGCAUUAAGGAGGGCACCUGUUGUGAUGAGCACUGGUGUUGUAUCUAAGUGAUGGAUCACUGAAUUCUCCCAAAACUAAGAGUUCACUGAGUGUUAACUAACUGGAAUUUAAAUAAAAAUUAAAUAAAUAAUAAAA
Callorhinus ursinus (northern fur seal) is the source of this 5474-nucleotide messenger RNA. It is a transcript of the gene ZNF311, whose product is annotated as zinc finger protein 311. Gene Ontology annotation, cellular component: nucleus. Gene Ontology annotation, molecular function: RNA polymerase II transcription regulatory region sequence-specific DNA binding; DNA-binding transcription factor activity, RNA polymerase II-specific. The record is from RefSeq and is a predicted model, not a curated record. Gene Ontology annotation, biological process: regulation of transcription by RNA polymerase II. NCBI's taxonomy places the organism in Eukaryota, Metazoa, Chordata, Mammalia, Carnivora, Otariidae.